Molecule: messenger RNA, 780 nt
Organism: Aureobasidium subglaciale EXF-2481
Lineage: Eukaryota; Fungi; Ascomycota; Dothideomycetes; Dothideales; Saccotheciaceae
Exons: 1
Coding region: 1-780 (259 amino acids)
Source: RefSeq, a predicted model, not a curated record
AUGGUCAACCUAGCUAUGGCAAUCGCCAUACCAUUGUACAUCUAUCCUACCCCGGGUGCUUGGGAUCCUCUCUACAAGGCCAUCUCUGCGGCUCCAGACACCACCUUCAAUGUCAUCGUCAACCCGGACUCAGGACCUUCAGACGGCGCCUCUAACCCUGAAGUCGUCUCGGCAGUGACGGGUCUUCGCUCCUACAGUAACGUCCAACUGUUCGGCUACGUCCACAUCGAAUACGCACAACGCAACGCCACUGUUGUCCACCAGGAAAUCGCCACAUAUGCAUCUUGGAAGAAGACUGCAAACUCAGACAUUCACCUCGACGGCAUAUUCAUCGACGAAGCACCAUACGAACUCAAAUACCUGCCCUACUUGAAGGACAUCCAGGAUUACGUCCAUGAAGUCAUGCCCGAAUCCCACCAACAAGUCUGGACCAACCCAGGCAUCCCCAUCGACGCUCAAUUCUACGAGUAUGCUGAUUUGGUCAAUGCUUAUGAGAACUCGUAUGACGAUUGGAAUGCUGGCGGCAAGGACGAGAUUCCCGAAUGCCUGAGACAGAAGAGCACAGUCAUGAUAUACAGCUUCCCGGACUCAGAUGCGCAGCUGAGCAAUUACACCGAGAGUACCAUUGCGGCAGGAUACAACGCCACUUUGCUCACGACCAGUGCUGGAUACACAGAGUUUUCGGCUAGUUUGAUGCAGUUUGUCCAUGAUGUCGACAGCUUGACCAAGACGACAAAGGUCAAGACCUUGCCACAGUGUGCAGAAGAGUGCGAAGAGUAG